Messenger RNA from Rhodamnia argentea, 947 nucleotides. RefSeq names its product pathogen-related protein-like. The record is from RefSeq and is a predicted model, not a curated record. Bases 17 to 808 code for a protein of 263 amino acids. NCBI's taxonomy places the organism in Eukaryota, Viridiplantae, Streptophyta, Magnoliopsida, Myrtales, Myrtaceae. The transcript has 4 exons.
GACUGUUGAUCAAGUGAUGAAUUUUUGCCUAUUUAUAUGUUCUCUCUCGUGCUUCAAAACGUGUACCCAUGUACGAGCAGAGCGAAAGACGGCGAGCUCGGAAACUUGUGAGGACAAGUAUCGUUCCUACUUGAGUGGAGAAGGAGAAGAGCACACUCACUGGAGAUAUGGUGCCCCUCCCAACUACGAUGCUGUCAACACUCUCUUUGAACAAGGCCAGACCAAGGUGUGGCCACCGGGGUCUCUUGAGGAGAAAGUGCAGAACCUGGUGAAGACAUGGGAGAUGGAGAUGUUCCAUAAGACCAGAUUUCUGGACUACAAGUCUGUCGAUCCGCUUCAUUACACCAUCAGCCUCAAUGGAAGAAAGGCUCUGACUCUAGAAGAGAAGAGGAAGCUUGGGGGGAGCUACAACUCCCUCCUCCAGACCUCGCUGCCCGAGAAGUACAGGUGCUACAACCCGGCCGAGGAGACUGUGGACUCGGCCCACCACGCCUUCACGACGGCGUUCCCGCGUGGGUUCGCCCUGGAGGUCCUCCAGGUCUACUCAGGGCCGCCGGUGAUCGUGUACAAGUUCCGGCACUGGGGCUUCAUGGAGGGCCCCUUCAAGGGGCAUGCCCCAACCGGGGACAUGGUGGAGUUGUACGGAAUGGCUGUUUUUCAGUUGGACGACCAGGAGAAAGUUGUGAAGGUGGAGUUCUUCUAUGACCGUGGAGAGCUGCUCGGAGGUCUGCUGAAGGGCGGGGCAAUAACAAAUAGUAAUGCUGUUGAAGAGGCUGGUUCAAGCUGCCCUUUCCUGACGAAAAACUAGUAGAAUGAUACAAUUAAGCGGAAAGUUGUUGUUUCUGAUGGUUUUGCUUUUAGUUUCAGACAAUGUACUAUUGUCUUUGUCAUUGUCAUCAUAUCAAUAAUGCUUGGAGUAAAACAAUUCCCGUGCACUUCGUUACUUA